Eutrema salsugineum is the source of this 1351-nucleotide messenger RNA. RefSeq names its product 4-hydroxy-tetrahydrodipicolinate reductase 1, chloroplastic. Gene Ontology annotation, molecular function: NADPH binding; 4-hydroxy-tetrahydrodipicolinate reductase activity. The transcript has 9 exons. The record is from RefSeq and is a predicted model, not a curated record. Gene Ontology annotation, cellular component: chloroplast stroma. Lineage: Eukaryota; Viridiplantae; Streptophyta; Magnoliopsida; Brassicales; Brassicaceae. Bases 110 to 1153 code for a protein of 347 amino acids.
CUCGCCUGCCGGAAUUUUCAGACCAAAAAAAGUGAAAGAUUUUGACUUUUUUAUCUGUCGCAACCAAGAACAAAACUUUCGGAGAAGAAAAUCGUUGAAUCAAUAGGAUAUGGCAACGAGCGGGCUAAUGGCGUCUUCAAGUGUGUUUCUUCAUCGCCCAGGAAACUCGCGUCUCGCAUUUGCUUCUAGAACGAAUCAGACGGUAGGAAAAGACCGAGUUAGUUUCCUCAACAUGGGGACACGUCGUCUUCCGGUGGUGUUAUCAAUGACGGCGACGGCGGAUUCCGGCGAGGAGGCCGGGAAGUCCGUUUUUCCUGGAAGUGGCAUAUCCAUCAUGGUGAAUGGAUGCAGUGGCAAAAUGGGGAAAGCUGUAAUCAAAGCAGCAGACGCUGCAGGAGUAAAUAUACUUCCCACAUCGUUUGGAUCUGCAGCUGAGGCUGGCCAGAAAGUCGAGGUCUGUGGAAAGGAGAUUACUGUUCACGGUCCUACUGAAAGAGAAAAAGUUCUUUCUUCAGUGUUUGAGAAGCACCCGGAGCUAAUUGUUGUCGAUUACACAAUCCCCUCUGCAGUAAAUGAUAAUGCGGAGCUGUAUAGCAAAGUAGGUGUCCCUUUCGUCAUGGGAACAACUGGUGGAGACAGGAACAAAUUGUAUGAAACUGUUGAAGAUGCAAAGAUUUAUGCUGUGAUUUCCCCACAGAUGGGUAAACAAGUUGUUGCCUUUCUUGCAGCCAUGGAGAUCAUGGCUGAGCAGUUUCCGGGAGCCUUUUCUGGUUAUUCCUUGGAGGUGAUGGAGUCUCAUCAAGCUAGCAAAUUGGACGCAUCCGGAACAGCAAAAGCUGUUAUUUCUUGCUUCCAGGAACUUGGUGUUUCUUACGACAUGGAUCAGAUACAAUUGAUUCGGGAUCCAAAACAGCAAGUCGAGAUGGUGGGUGUUCCGGAAGAACACGUCUCUGGCCAUGCUUUCCAUCUUUAUCACUUGACAUCACCCGAUGAAACUGUCUCCUUCGAGUUCCAGCACAAUGUCUGUGGCCGAUCAAUAUAUGCUGAGGGUACUAUAGAUGCCGUGCUUUUCCUUGCCAAAAAGAUUCGAUUGAAAGCAGGCCAGCGAAUCUACAACAUGAUCGAUGUUUUGAGAGAGGGAAACAUGCGUUGAGCUUCCUGGUUUGUCGGUGCGUUGACCAAACCGUGGUCCUAGAAGAGUUGAGAUAGAUUGACCAAAUCAUCAGCUAUGAACAUUCGAUGUUUGUUUCUCGCUGCUUGUGUCUUUAGGACUGGCUUGUGAAACUACCAGGGUUGUUUACAAUUGCAACUGGUGUUUUGUAGGCUCUCCUUUGGUAUAUACAUGAACUUA